UGUGAAAUUGCGAUGAGUAGACAGCACCAAGGUCAUAGCUGUUUGACAGGCAGGAGUUCAGCUUCAACUUUUUGCUCUUGGAAGGACACGUCAGUGGGCGAGCAGCCAUGGUGCUGUUUCACCUCCCUCUCCCCUUCCUCCUCCUCCUCCUCUUCCUCUCUCCCCUUGCCUGCACCUGUCAGUCACCAACCUCCACACAUGGAGUUGUCCUCCCUGACGCCCCCCUGCCUGCUGUGGCUGCAGCAGGUCCGAUCCUGCAGGACCGGCCCUUCGUUGUGGUGUGGAACAUGCCCACCAAACAGUGUCACAGACGCUACAACAUCCACCUGGACCUGGGCAACUUUGAUAUUGUGGAGAACCGGCAGCAGCGCUUCCAGGGACAGAAAAUGACCAUCUUCUACCGUGACCGCCUGGGGCAAUACCCAUACCUCUCCCGAGACGGCACGCAGGUAAACGGAGGGAUACCGCAGCUCAGCGACCUCUCGGCUCACCUUUCCCUUGCACUGACGCAGAUUUCCAACUUGCUGAAGCCAGACUUCAGCGGUUCAGCCGUCAUCGACUGGGAAGAGUGGCAGCCAUUGUGGGAGAGAAACUUUGGAGCCAGGAUGAAGUACCGGAGGCAGUCCAAGCGGCUGGUGAGACAGGAGAGACCGGAUUUGUCAGAGAAGGCCAUAACGCUGUUGGCAAGGCAAAAGUUUGAGGAGUGUGCUCGGAGGUUCAUGGAGGAGACGCUGCGGUUGGCAGUUGGGACUCGCCCCGAGGGACUCUGGGGGUUUUAUGGUUUUCCUGCCUGCUUUAAUAAGCACAAGAGGAAGACAGAUAAAAGCUACAUGGGACGCUGCCACAGGGGAACCAAGAAGCAAAAUGACCAGCUGUCCUGGCUCUGGCGUCAGUCCACUGCCCUCUAUCCCAGCGUCUACCUGCCUCGGCGGCUGGCAGGAUCCCCAGAUGCAGCUCUGAUGGUCAGACACAGACUGCUGGAGGCCUUGAGGGUGGCGUCAGUUUGGCGCUAUGGCAACUACACCAACCAUGCCACACCAGUCCUUCCCUACGCCAGGCUAGCAUUCACACACACUCUCACUUUUCUUAAUAAGACGGACCUGGUGCACACACUGGGGGAGAGUGCGGCACUGGGAGCUGCUGGAGUGGUGCUGUGGGGUGAAAUGAAAUUUGCCAAAUCCAAGCAUCAGUGCAUCCUUCUCAGAGACUACAUACGCACUGUCUUGGGUCCCCUCGUCCAGUCGCUGAGGUCUGACACAAUGCGCUGCAGCCUCCAACUUUGCCACGGCAAAGGACGCUGCGCCAGGCGAAUCCCCAACUCUGGAUACCUGUUCUCCUCAGUUCCAGCCAUGACCUCCAACCCCACCGAAAGCAAACCUUUUCACGACCACUUCAUGUGUCAGUGUUACCCGGGCUGGACCGGCCAGCAGUGUCAAGAAGAAGAAUGAUGAAAACAGACAGGGGAGCAUGUAACCCAAACUCUUCUGUCAAGUUGCCAUCGCCAAUUAAAGUAUUAAAAUUCACAACACAGAAAUAUGUAUGAAAAUCAGUUAUUCAUUUAUAAUUCCUUCAAAGUGAAGGAAUCACUAUUUAUGAAUGUAUUACUCUUACAUUCUCAGUUAGCAACUCAUUUUUGUUUUCAUAAUUUUUCUCUUUACUUUUUGUUGGUGGAAGAAAUAACAAAGAUAUGAGAAUCUUGUUCUAACGACACUGCCGCGAUCUUUUUGCAGCAGCAAACAACUACAUGUAAUGGCUGAGCCUGAGGAUAGUAACUCACCUUAAACCGGUUCCUUUUAAAAGA
Epinephelus moara (kelp grouper) is the source of this 1801-nucleotide messenger RNA. RefSeq names its product hyaluronidase 3 (gene hyal3). NCBI's taxonomy places the organism in Eukaryota, Metazoa, Chordata, Actinopteri, Perciformes, Serranidae. Gene Ontology annotation, biological process: carbohydrate metabolic process; hyaluronan catabolic process. The record is from RefSeq and is a predicted model, not a curated record. Bases 108 to 1448 code for a protein of 446 amino acids. Gene Ontology annotation, molecular function: hyalurononglucosaminidase activity. The transcript is spliced from 7 exons. Gene Ontology annotation, cellular component: acrosomal vesicle.